AAAAAAGAGAAAAAAGCAAAAACAGAAAAAUUUAAAAAAGAAGUUUCUUUCUUUCCUCCAAAGAUUACCGUUCUGGGUGACUUGGAUAAUCGGUACAACCUUCCAACCUCUGAGCCCAGAGCUAAGCGUACGGUGAAGAUCAGAGCCGCUGACUUCCGCAUUCUGACCUGGGGUCCCUGGAGCAAGCCCACUGAAUUUGGGUCUGAUGACGGGCAGACCAGCGCCGUGUACAUUUACGUGCCCUUGGUCCUCGGGACCAUGGUGUGUGCCCUGGUCCUCGGCUUCCUGUUUAAAAGAUGUGUCCGGAUGCAGCGACUCUUCCCCCCGGUUCCAAAAAUCAAAGACAAACUCAACGAUGAGAAUCAGGUGGAGGACCAGGUAGGUAGGGGUGGGCGGAGCGGAGAGCUGGGGUGGAAAGCCGGGGAACCGGGAAUGGGGACACGGGUUCUGAGUGUCAGCCGCCCUGCUUCUCCACCAGCUGGGACCUCAGCGUCACCACGGGCUGUGGCUGGAAUCUGUAUCCAGCUCCUGGGUCUUCCACCUGGGUUUGGGUCAGGGUGUAGUCAGGUCGUGGUCAGCGUUUUCUCUGUGAGCUCCAUCAGGAGAAACUGAGGCGGGUGGGUGGUCAAGAAAAGGGGGAGAAGAA
This is a messenger RNA of Sapajus apella (tufted capuchin), 646 nucleotides long. RefSeq names its product granulocyte-macrophage colony-stimulating factor receptor subunit alpha-like. The record is from RefSeq and is a predicted model, not a curated record. NCBI's taxonomy places the organism in Eukaryota, Metazoa, Chordata, Mammalia, Primates, Cebidae. The annotation marks the transcript as partial. The transcript is spliced from 3 exons.